Molecule: messenger RNA, 1293 nt
Organism: Macrosiphum euphorbiae (potato aphid)
Lineage: Eukaryota; Metazoa; Arthropoda; Insecta; Hemiptera; Aphididae
Source: the annotation of a GenBank genome assembly
AUGGUCUUUACCCAUGUAGUUGAGCAAUCGGACUGCCAAGGGUUACUGAAAAACAUUCUAAUGAGAAGAAAAAUAGAACAUCGUAUUACCCUAAGGAAACUGGUCAUGUUUUUUGCAUUGUUGACUUUAUUUGGUAUCAUAUAUUUUGGUUACUUUUGUUCAGACAACCGUUGUUCAUUAUCCUACAACCCUAAGCCUGCAAUUUAUUCGGAAUGGACGGUAAUGAAUCUUCUAUCGACCAACAUAACUGACUUUAAAAGUGCCAAAGACACAGGUACAGGAGUGAGUUACAUUGAUAUGCAGAGUGAAAAUCAAUUACGUUUUGACAUGAAUGCACAUGAUGUCAUGGUGUUUUUGCAUAUACAGAAAACCGGUGGUACAUCAUUUGGACGUCAUCUUGUACAAGAUUUAGACUUACAGCGUCCUUGUACAUGUCAAAGAAAAAGAAAGUUAUGCUAUUGUUUCAGACCUAGUCGAAAUGAAAAUUGGCUCUUUAGUCGAUAUUCUACUGGAUGGAAAUGUGGACUCCAUGCAGAUUUUACUGAAUUAACUGGAUGUGUUGAUUCCGAACUUGACAAAAAUGAAGGGAAAUCCAUUAAACGAAGAUAUUUCUAUCUUACUUUAUUGAGAGAUCCAGUUAGCCGUUACCUUUCUGAAUACAAACAUGUGCAAAGAGGAGCAACUUGGAGAAUGUCUAGACAUUGGUGUGGGGGUCAUCCAGCAUCACUUGAAGAAUUGCCAAAAUGUUAUAAUGGUACAUUUUGGACAGAUGUUACAUUGAAUUCGUUUGCAGAUUGUCCAUAUAAUUUAGCAGCUAAUCGACAAACAAGAAUGUUAGCAGAUCUAUCUCUGAUUGGUUGCUAUAAUUCUUCAUAUAUGAACCAAGAAGAACGGAACAGGGUCAUGCUAGCAAGUGCUAAAAGAAAUUUAUUAUCAAUUGCAUUUUUUGGACUCACUGAAUUUCAAAAAUUAAAUCAGUACAUAUUUGAAGAAACAUUUAAUUUAAGAUUUGCAGUAACAUUUACGCAACACAAUACAACUCUAUCUGCUGUUUAUAAAUCUUUAUUAAAUGAUGAAGAGCUGGAAAAAGUGAAAAAAAUAAAUGCAUUAGACAUAGAACUGUACAAUUUUGCAAAACAUUACUUGUUUCGACGAUUUGAAAAAUUACGAGCUAAAAACCCAAAUUUUAAAGAACGAUGGGCACAUUUAGGCCAACUGCCAAGUCAAACUGCAUUUGACUGGGAAAAAGAAGUAGAGACUGAAGCUGCUGACAACGAGGUAAAUUAUACGUAG